AUGGCUAAUUGGAUGCACAGUGAACGACCUAUUUCCAGCAAGCCAUGUCCGCGUCAUGCGUGUCGCCCUAAUGGGCUACCUAUGCAAAAUGGUAGCUGCUUAUGGAACGAGGACGAUGUUAUCCGACAUCGAGUUUGGAAUGGUGAAACUGAUAUAUUAAAGGGAAAAAAAGAAAACAAGCAGUUGGUUGAUUGUCUACCAGGACCCUGGGGUGACUCCUGCCCCGAUAUCACCUGUGAACUUAUAUGUACAUGCGCUGAAAGCAAUAAUACCGAUGCUCUGUCUCCUGAUGAUUCAAACAGGUCCUCAUUUUCCAAAGAGGCUGGAUUCGAAGCCGGUAUUUUCGACCCAACUCGUCUUCCCCCCAGAAUCCACGUGCUGCCAAUGAGUCUUCAGAUGCGCGGAUUGCACACACUUAUUCGUAACCGCGAGACUGGCCAAGACGCCUUCAUCUUCUAUGCUGAACGCCUCAUGAGGCCACUUUUCGAAUAUGCAUUGAACCUCCUCCCUUAUGAGGAUGUGGUUGUUGAUACGCCUCAAUCAGUGUCUUAUCACGGUCGUCGGCGUGUUCCUGGCACCAAGAUUUGUGGUGUUUCGAUUCUGCGAGCCGGUGAAGCUUUAGAGCCUGCUUUAUGUGCCGUUUGCAAGGACGUUAGCCUCGGCAAAAUACUCAUCCAAACUAACCAGAUUACCCAGGAGCCAGAACUACACUAUCUACGCCUUCCGAGUGAAAUUAAGGUAAAUGCAUCUUCAUGUGUGUAG
This is a messenger RNA of Protopolystoma xenopodis, 762 nucleotides long. The record is from the annotation of a GenBank genome assembly. Lineage: Eukaryota; Metazoa; Platyhelminthes; Monogenea; Polystomatidea; Polystomatidae.